Solanum tuberosum (potato) is the source of this 362-nucleotide messenger RNA. Its product is annotated as 60S ribosomal protein L35a-4-like. Bases 1 to 339 code for a protein of 112 amino acids. Gene Ontology annotation, cellular component: ribosome. Gene Ontology annotation, molecular function: structural constituent of ribosome. The transcript has a single exon. NCBI's taxonomy places the organism in Eukaryota, Viridiplantae, Streptophyta, Magnoliopsida, Solanales, Solanaceae. Gene Ontology annotation, biological process: translation. The record is from RefSeq and is a predicted model, not a curated record.
AUGGUGAAGGGACGCCAAGGAGAGCGUGUGAGACUCUAUACCAGAGGAAAAGUUCUCGAAUACAAGAGAUCGAAAUCCAAUCAGUAUCCAAACACUUCAUUGGUUCAGAUCGAGGGAGUGAACAUUAAGGAGGAAGUAGAUUGGUACUUGGGGAAAUGUAUGGCUUAUGUAUACAAGGCGAAAACAAAGAAGAAUAACUCACAUUAUCGUUGUAUUUGGGGAAAAGUUUGUAGGCCUCAUGGAAACAGUGGUGUUAUUAGAUCUAACUUCAAGUCCAAUUUGCCACCAAAGUCCAUGGGAGCUAAGGUUAGAGUUUUCAUGUACCCAAGCAACAUAUAAGCAAGGUACCAAGUCAAUGCAUA